Molecule: messenger RNA, 928 nt
Organism: Cyprinus carpio (common carp)
Lineage: Eukaryota; Metazoa; Chordata; Actinopteri; Cypriniformes; Cyprinidae
Product: phospholamban-like
Biological process (GO): negative regulation of calcium ion import into sarcoplasmic reticulum; negative regulation of heart rate; negative regulation of ATPase-coupled calcium transmembrane transporter activity
Cellular component (GO): sarcoplasmic reticulum; membrane
Molecular function (GO): ATPase inhibitor activity
Source: RefSeq, a predicted model, not a curated record
GCACCACAAGAACGUAACAGCACCCCUAUCUCCAUCCGUCCAUUCCUCUCACUGCCACUAGUCUGCAGUCUUCAUCAGGAUGGAGAGGGUGCAGCACAUGGCACGCUCAGCCAUCCGGAGGGCGUCCAACAUCGAAGUGAACCCGCAGACCAAACGCAACCUACAAGAUCUCAUCAUCAACUUCUCCCUCAUCCUCAUCUGCCUGCUGCUCAUCUACAUCAUCGUCUUGCUCAUGUGACAGCAAAAGGCUACAACCGGCCAAUCGCAAGAUGCACUGUACAAGACCUUGGACAAUUUCUGGGAAUUGAAAAUGUCCUACUGAUGAUGCAAUGCAUGUUAAUUUCCUGAAAUGAUUCGAGGGCUGCACUAAUUUUUCUUCAUUUAUGUUUGUUGCAUUAUUCUUACAACAAUAAGCAUAUUUUUGACCUUUGGAUGAGUACAAAUCUCAUAUUGUUCAUAUAUAUUUUGUAUCGGGAUAUACAUAAAACAUACAAAAUUGCAUGUUAGGUAAAUUCAGAUAUGUUUUGUAUAUGAAUGAAGACCACACAGAAGGAAUUGGUCAUAUGAUAGUUCACAAAGACACAAAGAAUGAACAUCAAAAUGCCUGUAAUUUCUGGCAAAAGUAACUCCCAUCAGCAAACAGCAAUUCCUUUAAGUGCCAAGUCAUUUAUGUAAAUAUUCCCCUCAAAAAAUCUCAUAAUUGUUGUGUUGAAAUGCAAAAUUUAUAGGUCAGUCCCAGAAAUCAUAUAUUAUUCACAGAGGAACAGAGCAUGUUGGCACUAAGGUAAAUUACGCUUGUACACUUAACAUAUUAAUGUCUGUUUACACUUCCUUUGGACACGAUCUGAGAAAGAGAGAGCUAAAAUGGGUAAUUUAAGGAUGUUUUUAAAUGUGGACAACCAAUAAAGAGAAAGUUUGUUUUAAAUGA